AUGGAGCAAGCGCGAACCCUAUACAAGAAGGAAAUCGACUUUGCAGCCCUCGCGUUGCAGUCGCGAGAAUUCGCGAAACACUUGCGAUUCAAUGGUCAACUGGAUUUUCACGAUGAAGCUGCUGUGAGGCAGUUGACAAUCAGUCUGUUGGAGCAUGAUUUUGGACUUCAUGUGAAAUUACCGAAAGAUAGACUAUGCCCCCCAGUGAGUGUAAUAUUAACUUGCAGAAAUGAACACCCCAGCCUAAUGGAACUCAAUUACGUCAUCUGGAUUCAAGAUCUUCUUGAUACAAGUACUGCCAAUAUUCGUGAAAACUACGACCCAGACCGAGAGGUCGCUGGACUGGAUGUAGGAACAGGAUGCUGCAGCAUUUACCCUCUUUUAGGCUGCAAGGUCCGUCCACGAUGGAGAUUCAUAGCCACGGACAUCGAUGAGCAAAAUGUCAAGACGGCCCGUGAAAACGUGUCUCGAAAUGGGCUAGACUCAAAAAUCCAGAUCAUAAAGACCAAUGCAGAAGACCUCUUCUUCGCGCCGGAUGUUUUCAAGCAGGAAAAGCUUGACUUUACCAUGUGCAACCCUCCAUUCUACGCCUCAGAGCAUGACAUGUUGAGCUCUGCUGAGACGAAAUGUCACGUCCCAUUCUCGGCUUGCACUGGAGCUGCUGUUGAAAUGAUAGUGGAAGGUGGUGAAACCGCGUUUGUCGCCCGCAUGAUUGAAGAGAGCCGACAAUUGCAAGAACGGAUCCAGUGGUACACUUCAAUGCUGGGAAAACUCAGCAGUAUAACGACGCUCGUGGAAGUACUCAUCGAAUACGGCAACAAUAACUACGCAGUCACCGAAUUUGUGCAGGGCAACAAGACAAAAAGAUGGGCUCUCGCGUGGUCAUGGGGAGAUCGGAGACCCUCAAUGCCUUUAGCUCGGAAUAUUCCUGGAUUCCCACGUCAUCUACUUCCGUUCCCGGCAGAGUUCACAUUCACAUUACCGACCGGGGCUCAUGUCGAUUCAGUCAUCGCCAGUAUGAAUGGAGAGUUCGACACACUUCCCUGGUUCUGGAAAUGGGAUAAAAAUCUCAGUGCUGGUGUCGGCUUCGCAUCAGAAAAUGUCUGGUCUCGACAAGCUCGAAGGAAGAUGAAGCUCGCCGGACAGGCUCGGUCUGGAAAGCUGGAUGCUGCUCCGACAGAGGUUGAACUAGGUGUCAGAAUCCAGGUACGGCUACUGUCAGGAACUGGGGAGGAAGCAAGAGAAGUGCAAGUCACGAUUCGCUGGAUCCAAGGAACGGAUAGUGUCAUCUUCGAAAGCUUUUGCGGAAUGGCUAAACGGAAAAUCGAAGGCAAAUAA
Molecule: messenger RNA, 1338 nt
Organism: Penicillium diatomitis
Lineage: Eukaryota; Fungi; Ascomycota; Eurotiomycetes; Eurotiales; Aspergillaceae
Product: DUF890 domain protein
Exons: 8
Coding region: 1-1338 (445 amino acids)
Biological process (GO): rRNA base methylation
Cellular component (GO): nucleus
Molecular function (GO): 23S rRNA (adenine(1618)-N(6))-methyltransferase activity
Source: RefSeq, a predicted model, not a curated record